CCAAUUGUCAACUUGUCAAGUCCAGAAAGCGAGCGGGAGGGUGAACCGGCCGUUAUUUAGAUAGUUACUUACUUAUUUAAUAACCUAUUGUGCACGAUGGCUGACGACGAUUUCAGUAAACUAUUGCAACAAGCCGAACAAUUAACCACUGAAAUCGAGGGCAAUGAAGAGUUGCCAAGAGUGGAACGUUCUUUGGGCCAGGUGCUUGAGGCGUCCCAGGAGUUAUAUUCAAGAGUUAUCCAGUCAGGAGCUAACGAUAUCCAAGCACAUCUUCUGUUUGGAUCAAAAGGAAUAGAUUUACAACAGAUAUCACAGAAACUUGAGACUCUAAGCUCCAAACGAACUUUCGAGCCACUCCAACCUAUAGCCGAUUCUGACAUUGAAAGCUUUCUUAGAAACGAAAGAGAAAAUGCAAUUUUAUCACUAAUUGAUGAGGUUAACAAAAAUUCCCUACAAACUACUGAAGAUCAAAAAUGGGAACAUAUGCUGUCAGAAUGGAACAGAGAAAAGAUUAAGUUGAUGAAUGCUAUGAUUGGUCCUUCUCAAAAUUGGCUGGACCUGAAGAGGACCCCAGAGCCGCCAAGUAUUGCAGAUGCACCAAAGAAGUUCGGACAUUCCAUGCUUGACAACAUAGAGGCUGCAUAUUCUAGACAAGUACACCAAUAUAACAAGCUUGUGUUCCAAGGAUCUAAAUCAAGGACAGCUUUACAUCAGAAAUUUGCACAAGUUGCUGAGGAAUUCAAUGAUCCUAAAGUUAAGGAAAUGUGGGAGAUAAUAAAGACAAUGGCAAAUAUUCCAGCCCUAGUCAGAGAUGAGGACCCUCUGAAGGCUAGAGGCAACCCUACCAUACAACAAUGUCUUGUGGCUCAAGGAAAGAAAUACUUAGAGAAAAGAUAUAAACUAUACAUGAGUGAUGUGGUGCGUGCAAACCCUGCAGCAGCAAUGCGUGGUGGGGAGCCUGGCACAUACCCACUGGUGAGAGGAUUCGUAGGGCUCCGCCUACAAGGACAGAAUGUGCAGGUGUUAACUGACGGCGUCAUUGAUGAACGCCCGCUCUGGCCCAUGGUCUACUACUGCCUUAGAAGUGGAGAUGCCAAUGCUGCCCUGCAUUGCUUGAGGAAGGCAGGCCGAGAUCAUGAAGAGUUUAUUUCAGCUCUAGAAGAAUACAUAAAGAAUCCAGAGAAACCAUUGAGUGAUAAACUACAGACUGCUAUCAACUUCCACUAUAGAAUUCAAGUGCGAAACUCUACAGAUCCUUACAAACGGGCUGUAUAUUGCGUCAUAGGUUGCUGUGAUCUAAGUGACGAACAUUACGAAGUCGCGCGCACGGCUGACGAUUACCUUUGGCUUAAACUCUCCUUCAUCAAGUCACGCAGCAACAAUGAGACCGAGACAUUCUCCUAUUCUGAUUUACAGAAAAUGAUUUUAGAAGAAUAUGGUGAAACUCAUUACCAUGCAUAUGAGAAACCAGUUGUGUACUUCCAAAUGCUCACAUUAACUGGUCAGUUUGAACCUGCGAUCGAAUUCCUGUCGAGAAUCCCAAGAUUCCAAGUACAUGGUGUGCAUAUGGCUUUAGCCCUUCACGACGUAUACAUGUUAGGAACACCGCGCAACGUUCAAGCACCUUUACUGUCAGUCGACACCGACGAUCCGCCACCGCUCCGUCGUCUCAACUUGGCGAGACUUCUACUUCUGUAUGUCAGGAAAUUUGAACUCACUGAUCCAUCUGAUGCUUUACAUUAUUACUUCUUCUUAAGAAAUCUCAAAGAUCCCAGUGGAAAGAACUUGUUUAUGUGUUGUUGCACGGAUCUGGCGCUUGAGAGUCGCGACUAUGACUUGCUGUUUGGGCGAAUGGAUGCGAUGACUGGGUUGCGCAGCCCUGGCCUACUGGACCAAUUCAACAACCCACAUAUUGAUAGCAAAGUUAUAGCUCUUAAUGUAGCAGAGCAGCUAGUGAAUAAAGGCCUAUUUGAAGAUGCCAUAACAAUGUAUGACAUUGCUGGGAACUUAGAGAAGGUUUUAGAACUAUUCUGUGUUCUAUUAGCACAAGUAGUGAAUAGUGGUGGAGGUGCGGGUGGACUACGGCAGCGCCUGUCUAUUCUAGCUGAGCAUGUGUCAAAGAGAUUACGCUCGGCUGACGGAAGCUCGCUACCGUCAGCGUUAGUUGAGGCCUACACUAAACUGUGCAAGUUGAUGACCUUCUUUGAUCAGUUCCACAGCGAAAACUUCGAAGGCGCUAUCGAGACAUUACGUGAUUGUGAAUUAGUGCCAUUGAACGCAAGUGAGCUAGAUGCUCGCGUAUCUGCUGCGCGUACGGCGCGUGGUGAGCUCUUGCGUAGCUUGCCUGCAGUGUUGCGAGCCCUCUGCACUAUUCUUCUAGCGCAACGACAAAAGUUGCGUACAGCAGCCCAGGCGCAACCACUUGCAUCACAGAACAAUAAGCAAGUGGAAUGGUUACGUGAACAAGCUGAAGUACUGAACACCUUUGCCGGCAACAUUGCAUACAGAAUGCCGGGCGACACCUACAGCCAGCAUCUCUGUGACUUCAUUUAUAACUGGCAUUGGUUCUGGGUCCACAAAAGGCUGGGGAUCAGGCAAGCCUGCCCUGGUGCACAGACAUGGAGAGAUUGGAAAUCGAAUGUCAAGAAAAAGGCAUUUAAAAUAAGAAAAAACAGAUUUACACCAGGAUGUAAUGCUAACACACAACUAACUGAGGCUGAGGAGAAAAUAUUAAGACUUAUCUGUACAAACACUUCAGUUUUUGGACUUUCAGGAGUACCAGAAACUUCAGCAGUUAAUACAAUGGCACCUACACAAAGUACAGGACCUACAGAUGACAUGUGCGGUGCUGAUCCUUCCACAAGUAAUAUGAAAUGGCCAUCAGACUCUCAGCACUUUACAGCAGCAGAUAUAGAAAUGAGUCUUGGUGAUGGAGUAGUCACAGACCCUGAUGCUGGUAUGGGACCCAAUGAAGUGUCCUCAGCUCCAGUCACAGGGAAACCUUUAUGGAAACGAGGAAGACCAGUCAGACUUGUACAUGACAGACUUCUGAACUUAGAAGAGGAGAGAAUUAGAAUAGAGAAACAGAAGCUUUUAGAAAAGAAAAGGUGUAACAAUAUGAGACUUAAAAUGGAAAAAGACAGGCUUGAGAUUGAAAGGCAAAGAAAUGUCUUGUUAGAGAAAAACGAAUUUUAUGUAAUCAUUAACAUGGAAAGUAAUAAUUUAGAUCGCGAAUUAGUUGGGCUAUUGUUCCCUGGAAUUGUUAAAAACGACGACAAGGCUAUUGCUUGUUUAGGUGGAAUAAGGAACAUUUCAAGUGUUUACAGCAAUGCUGGAAGAAAGCGUCUGGGAUUAUCUUUCCAACCAGAAAAUCCAUUUGUAAGAAAGAUAUAUGGUUCCUCCAAAAAAGCAGCUGGAGUGCUUAUGAAAGUCAAAGUUAAGAAAGUGAAGGAAGGUGAUGUAAUAAGGAGGGAAGUUAUUUCAACAUCUGUGGUUGGAUGUGUUAAAACUAUGUUCAGGUUUGAAUCAAUGUGUGACUUCCAAUAUUUGCCAGUACACAGAGAGACAAGUGAUGGCCCUAUGACUUGUGAUCUAGAAAAAUAUUUACCUUCUGGGACAGAUACAAUAGAUUUCAUGCUUCAACCAGCUCCACUAUUUUUAAUUCCCUCAAGCUUCACUAGGUUUGAGAGACCAAUUGGCUAUGCAUAUACAGACAAGAGAUACCCAGAACGGGCUUCUCCAGAUCGAGAUAGAGAAAGUGUUCACAACAAAAUUAGGAAUUUAAGAGGAACACAAGUGACUCCAUAUAUAUUUAAUUUGAUUGAUGACUUGCCGGCUGAACCACAUGAAGUAUAUCUAAAGCAGAGAGAACAGAGGCUCGAGUGCCAGCCAACAUUGAAUCAAGAGUUUGAAAUUGUUAAAAAGCUCCUUGAAGAGAGACCAAUAUGGUCGCUGAACUUAAUAAGGUAUCAUACAAAGCUGAGGCUGGUAUCCCUGAAGGUGAUUAUGCCGUGUCUUGCUGUGUACAUGAAGACUGGUCCCUGGAGGUCAAUGUGGGUGCGGUAUGGAUAUGAUCCUAGAAAGGAUCCUAGCUCUAGGAAAUAUCAGACAUUGGACUUCAGGUUAAGACAUGCAGCGGGUGUGAGGUCCAUGAUAAUGUCUCGUGACGACACGAUGGACCGCGAGCGACAGCCGAAGAGGAAGUUCGCGGAGACUGCACCGGCGAACGAGGACAUUGCUGAGGGGACCGUGUACUUCCGACCAGGAAUCACGCCCGCACAGCGGCACAUAUUCUACCAGUACUGCGACAUCCAAAUACCAGAAGUGGAAGAGAUCCUGGCAGUGGAGCCGCCGCCGGGGUACAUGUGCCACCUGAAGCGGGGCUGGCUGCCGGCCAACACGGACGAGAUCUGCCGCGACCACAUGUUCCGAUAUGUCAAGGAUACGCUGUUCAAUAGCAACAAUACCGAAUUGAAGUUUGAGGCACCCAGUGGUAGUGACAGUGAGUCUAACUCUGAGGACGACACUGCUGUGAACGAUGUUGAUGAUGUUGAAGAUAGUAAAUAAACAAUUACUUGUGA
Messenger RNA from Spodoptera frugiperda (fall armyworm), 4580 nucleotides. RefSeq names its product nuclear pore complex protein Nup93-like. Gene Ontology annotation, cellular component: nuclear pore. The transcript has 28 exons. The record is from RefSeq and is a predicted model, not a curated record. Lineage: Eukaryota; Metazoa; Arthropoda; Insecta; Lepidoptera; Noctuidae. Gene Ontology annotation, biological process: poly(A)+ mRNA export from nucleus; protein import into nucleus. Bases 97 to 4566 code for a protein of 1489 amino acids. Gene Ontology annotation, molecular function: structural constituent of nuclear pore.